AUGUUAACAAUCAAUCGACACUGUCAUGCGUUGAAAAUACUUUCAUUACUUCGUUUUCAUCUUGGGUUAUUUCGAAAUAGAUUGCCCAUUGUUUUACGUAAAGUCAAUACAGAUGAAGAAAUAAUUCUCUCUGAUACAUCGAUUGCAAUUGCAUCGAUUAAUCCGGGGAUUUACCUCGCUUUUCUACAAUACGGUACAGAAAAAUAUCAACCGUUAAUGGAUUUGCAACUAAUUCCAGGCGAACUUCUUCCAGAAAAAGAUCUCCUACCGAAAUCGAUGCCUUUUCUGAUCGAUAGAAUACAACCAUUUGCUAAACUAUUCUUGAACAUCAUUGAUUAUAUGAAAGAAUACGAAAAACCAAAAGUGACUCAUCAACCACCGAAGGCUAAUUCACCGAGAAAUAGUCAGCAAACACCAUUUUCCAUGAUUUCCUCAGACUCUCUUCAUACAUCAUUGUCGACUAUUUACAUGCCUGUUGAUCUCAAAGUUGACAUUCGGAAAUAUUUUGUCACUGAUCCCGAACGACUCAGUCGAACAUCGGAAAAUAUUCGUUCUCUACCAUUUACUCUUCAAAUCUUCGCUGAUAAAAAGCAAUUGAUUGCAAACAAUGAACAAGUGACAAAUAUUUCUCAUCUAGACAACAGUUCAUUUCAAUUCGAUGAAAACGAACUUAUCCUUUUCAAACAGCGACUUAUUUCUCUCAAUCUGGACCCUAUCUUAACCUUAGAUCUAAAGAAUUGUGUCCACCAAUUAGCACUAGAACAGCAGCUCGAUACAAUUGAAGUUUGUGCUGUUCUCAUGAAGCUCAAUCAUAUGCUAGUGCAUAAUGAACUGCACAGUCAACAUAUUCCGAAAUGGAUCCAAAACUUACAAAAAGCAGCAUCUAUUUCUAAGAGUGCACCUUUAUCGAAUCUAAUGAAAACACUUUUCCGCAUUGAUCACCUUGAGAAAUUCAAUAAACUAGACAAACAAACUGUGAGAUUAUUCAAUCAGCGAAUCAAUCACUUAGCACAAUUAGGUGUAUUGAACCAACCAUCGAAAAUAUUAGUAAGACUUUGUCAACUUGAUCUGUUUGAAAAUGAACCGAAUCCAGAUGCUUUUUCAAAUUUCAUUUGCUAUGAUCUGCAACGAUAUGUUCCGAAAAAAAUUCCACUGAACACAUUAGGUAUCAACGAAAUUAUUCACCACCUUCAAAUGAAUAAAGACCGCUUGGGAAUAACGACCACCUUAAUUCUAAUCGAUAAUCUUCAAAAAUUUGUUCACACAGGAAUUUUGUUCAUGCUGCACAAACUACCACAAUUUAAACAAUAUUUACUACAGUUUGUAUAUCAGAUACAAACCGGUCGAUUUAUUGGCGUUUAUCUCCAACGUCUAAUGGACCAAAUGAAUCAUAAUAUCCGAAUGAACUCUGUGAAAAAAACAUUUCUAACGAAUCAAUUGAAUUCCUUAUCACAAAAAGCGACGUUAGAAUCGAAAACCAAGAAGAAUUUUGAUAAAUUAAUCUCUGCUUCAAUGAAUGCUGCUCUUCACGGACAAUUGAAUACUUUUGUCCAUACAGUUCUCGAGCGAUCUCCUCGCGAAUACAUUGAUAUGAAUGAUAACAACAGUCUUCAAUCAUUACUAGUCUUCCUUCAUGAACAAUCAAGUACAGGUCAUCUUCCUAAUCAAUAUCUAUGUGACUUUAUUCAACACCUGCGUCACUUUGCUCAACUAGGGAUAUUAUACACGCCAAGAAUUGACUAUAUCUUGACUGAUUUGCACAAAGCUAAAGAUCAUGAUAGCAUGACAGUAGGAUUAAUCAAGACCAAAUUAGACCAAAUGAAAACUGUCAGCUAUGUUUAUACCUAUGAUCAUCUCGAUCUCGCUGAAUUGAAUGAUUUUCUCAAUGAGAUGAUUGUUGAAGAAAAUCUAACUCAUGGGCAAGUCUGGUACAUGCUCGAUCGUUUAGUGAAUCUAUGCCAACUAGAAUCAAUAACAAGUUUUGAUAUCCAAACUCUUCUUACAAAUCUUCGACUAGAAUACAAUCGCCAACAACCAAUCUAUCCUAAGUUGAUAGAAAAUUUCCAAACACUUGUUUCAUCCCAUUCAAGUUCUUUCGCUGAAUUGUAUUCUCUAGAACGUGAUAUACAACGAGUCUUACUUUCAUCGAGUAGCAAUACUAAACGAAUGCCCGAUGAAGUCCGACGACGUUUCAAUGAGAUAAUUGUGUUUUGUACACAGAUUAGUGUCGAUCGAUCAUUAGUCGAGGAGUUGUACGGCCCAACAAUGAAUUACAAACUUUAUAAUCAAGUGAAAGAAAUUUUGAAAACAGGAACUAUAAUUAAUAAAAAACAAUCGUUGACGACUAUUAUACAGAUACAUAAACACUUUCUGCGAAUAUCACGUUUACAUACAAGAAAUUAUUUGUUAGAGCAACAGUUAGAUACAAUACUUGAGAAUAUCCAGACAUGGUACCCUGAAAAGCAAGACUAUUUCGAAGAUCUUCUCAGGCAUAUGGCUGAAUUAGGCUGUUUACAAGAUAAAGCAUUCGUUGAUUAUUGUACUGAACACUUUCUUUCUGAUAAACAAUCGUCGUCGAUAGAUGAAGCACAGAACAGAUUUCAGACGUGGCCUUUCAUUUUAGAAUUGAAUCAUCCAGAUGUAGAACAUAUAGUUAAACAUUUAUUAAAACUUGAACAAGAAGAUAAACUUGAUAGUGGUACAUAUAUAGAAAUACAAAAUCGACUCAAUCAAAUCGCUCGUUUUCAUCGAUGGACUUGUCCACGAAUGAAAUCAAUCACUGACGAUAUACUUAAAUAUCAAGGUAAACGAUAUUUGUCAGAUAGAAAUGCUUAUCAAUCGAUUCAAUUCUACCGUUUAAUCCUAAACGAUAUCACUCAUGCAAUUGAAUUUGAAUUCUACGUUCAAAAACUUGCAGCUGAACAUCACAUAUCAGAUAUAUCAUGUUCUCAUUGGCGUCAAUUCGUAGAUCAAAUCUUACAAAAUGAAUUGAAUAUAGAUGGCUUAACCCAGUAUCACGUGCAACUGAAUGCAUUGCAUCAUGUGAAACGUAUGGAUAUUGAUCAAGUGAAAAGUUUUAUUAGCAAACUAAGUCAAGACAGUACUUUGUCUGCGAUCAAUAGUGUCUAUUGA
This is a messenger RNA of Adineta ricciae, 3132 nucleotides long. The record is from the annotation of a GenBank genome assembly. NCBI's taxonomy places the organism in Eukaryota, Metazoa, Rotifera, Eurotatoria, Adinetida, Adinetidae.